UUUAACACUACGUAUUGGAUAGAUUGAUAGCCUAAAUGCCAUAAAGAUUAACAAAACACUAAAGACACAGUAGUAGAAAUCGCAUGUUUGAUAAUUUGAGUGGAUGAAUGGCGCCACCUGUCGGAUAGAUCCAUUUUGCAGCUUUCACAGGGGUGAACCAGGAAGGAUAGCAGGUGUCGAGGGGUGUUGUUUGGGUUAUUCCGUAACCUUUUCUUCUCCUUUUUGUAUUUCAUCUUAUGAUAUUUUCUUGGUGCGAUUAUUGUUUGUUUCUUUUAUUUUCACAUUUUACAUGAAGAUGUACACAGCUAUGAAACCAUUGCGUAUGAUGUAAAUGGCUGCAAUCUAUAACCAAAUCAUAGUUUGAAGAUUUCUGAUGAAAAGAAAAAAAACAUAGUUGAACAACUUUUCCACGGCGCCGUCCUGGGGUGACAACGUUUUGAUACAUGUUGUUUUAAGUUUCGGGUCAUUUAGCUCCUGCGCACUUGUUGGUUUCUGUCACAUGACCCUGCCACGCCUUAAGUUUGCGGAAGUUAGCCAGACGGGAGCAGUUCCUAGUAACUUCUGACGCUGUGCAAACUUGCUAAACGGCCGCCACAGUGAACAGAAAGUCCCUGGCCUGGAAACUUAGACCAAGCGCCGUAACAAAGAUACACGAUGGAAUCCCAGGAAAGCCAAGUGGAUGAAUUGAAGGAGAGGCUUGCAAGUUUCACCACCCUUUUCCAACUAGACAUUCCCCGGGUGUCUCGCAGACACCAUGAGAUGAAUGUUAGCAAGCUUGAGAGGGAGCAAAGAGACGAUCCAGGGGAGUUCUAUCAAAAUGCAAAUGCUGAGAAUUUGUUGGCCUUUCUACUGUUGAGAUACUUCAAUGAUCUUGAGCGUGCUAAACGCCACAUUGACUCAGUUCUUGAGAAACAGGAUGACAAUGUUGUUGCAUUGGGUAACCUCUGUGGCUAUUAGUUGCACAUUGAAGACUUUUCUGAAGCUGAAAAAACAUUAGAUUCGAUUGAAGAGCUCCUAAACACACCAGGAGAUGGUAAAGGCGCCAAGAGAAAAGCACUUGCUUUAGCAGAGCAAGCCUACUCACUGUCAAGAUUAGGACCAAAGUGCCACUUACUAGGGAUAGAAAAGUCUCGAGAAGCCCUGUGUCUUAAAGAUGAUUGUCUUGAAAAGGUCCAUGUUGAAGUGAACUAUGUUCUAGCUCUUAUUCUUAAUCGGUGUUUGGAUACACAUUAUAUAUUGAAGACAAGUCUUUCGAUCCUAUCGCCUACUACACCGAAGCCAGACAAUGCCUUGACGUUGUGACCGAUAGCAGACAGCCUGAGUUUUGUGGGAAAGGCUUUGCAUUACUUGGCGAUAUCUACAAAAAGAUGAACAGGAUUCCAGAGAAGUACUUUGUGACAGGAGAAAAACUGAGUUUUUCUUAUAAGAAGAUUGAUGGAUGCUUUGAACAGGCAAAGAGGGAAGCACCAGGUGAUCAUUUUGUUCUGGAGAGGGUAGGACGGCACUAUAGGCUUUGCAGGAGUUUUGAGAAGGCCAUUGCCUGCCUGCAAAAGGCUAAUAAGCUCUGCCCUAUGCCAUUUCCAUGUCAUCACCUGGGCUUGGUCUAUAUGGCUAUGGCAGAAAACAACAUAAAAGAAGGAGGUGAAGAUACAAAGACCAAGGAGUUACUAACUGAAGCUGGGAAGUGGCUCGAAGAAGCAGAUAGACUUGGUAAAAAGGCUGCUUACAGAAUCACAGCUGACUUAGCCAGAGUGUAUGUCAAGCUCAAUGAGUAUCAGAAAGCACUAUGCUGCUUCAAGAGAGCUGCAGAAGAGAACACAGCUACAGAUGAUGGCAUUUCCCUGGUCGCUGCUGGCAAUUAUGAAAACUGGGGAAAGUGCUUCCUUCUCCUCGGGAAGACAGAAGAAGGGAAGACCAAGUUACUGAAAGCAGUUGAAUGUGCUGCUCGAGUGAAAUGCCACAGAAGGACUGCAUUCUCCGAGUUGGUGAAUUUGAUGCAGAUGGAAGAACAUGACAGAUGUGAGGUGAAGAUUGACAAGUUGAAUGAGUUGGCAAAAGUUCAUGAGUUGGUGUCACGCCACCGAGAGGCGUUAAAUCUCCGUAAGACAGCCUGUGAACUGGACCCAUCGAACCCUAACACACUACUGGGGCUGAUUGAACAUUGCUGCAAACGUAAAAAGUUUGCCCUGGCACAGAUGUAUCUGUCGUUUCUCCAAAACCUGACAGACAUCACACCACCAAAAGAGCGGUUCCUUCAGGUGAAAUUGAAUGCCGUAGCUGCCACAGAGCCCAGCCUUGCUUACAAGAUCUUCCAAGAAAUCUUUAAGUUCAUAUUUCCCCAAGACUGCCUUAGUGACAUCUUCAUUUUCAGUGCUGAUGAAGACAAAGAGAUUGCUUGCAGCAUAACAUGCCAAUUUGAGAAAUACUUUGGCCUGACUUGCCUGUGUCUUCAUCGGGAUCUGCACUCAAUGAUGAAGAUAUCUGAGACUGUUGAAGCCCUGAAUGACAGUGUCCUGAUCCUGUUCGUGGUCUCCGAAUGCCUGACAAAGACGAAGAGGGGAACAUACUUCAUUGAGAGAGCAAUCGAAUGUGUUAAUAGUCGCGGAUGUGGCAACAUCAUAAGCCUGACAACAGCUGCCAAUGGCAUCACCAUACCAAAGCUCUUGCAGGACUUUCCAACAUUCAACUAUGAAGAUGUCAGCCCUACUACAGAGAACAUGGGUCUGCCACUGUUCAAUGUACUUAUUGAGAAUGCAGGCCAUGGCACAAACUGACCGCCUCAUAGACAUUAGCUUAUAAUGAUAAUUAUACAUGUAUGCCACUUGAAUAGAACCGAGGUUUAUAAUACAUGUUGACAAGUUACGCUACAAUAGCAUUCUUCCAUAGCUCACAAUAUUGGCUGUUUUGUCUAUAUACCUUGUUGUUUUUGUAUAUGAUCGGAACAUUAUGACAUGUAAGUUGUUUUGUAACAUAAUUCAGGGUGGCAUUGUUCUUGCCUCCAGCAAUGUGUAACAUUAUGUUGAAUUAUAAAUAUUUUGCACACUCCUAGUCCUUGGUUUUUACUUUGGCAUAUUGUUUCAUACUAUAGAUGAUUAUACUUUUGAGUGGUCCAGACAAUACUACAUGGACCUGAGUUUUUUUUUUCUUAUUAGUAAACUUG
Molecule: messenger RNA, 3160 nt
Organism: Branchiostoma floridae (Florida lancelet)
Lineage: Eukaryota; Metazoa; Chordata; Leptocardii; Amphioxiformes; Branchiostomatidae
Exons: 2
Coding region: 1368-2774 (468 amino acids)
Molecular function (GO): protein binding
Source: RefSeq, a predicted model, not a curated record